AGAGUCGUCGGGGCCAUGGAGGAGGAGAUCGUGUCCGAGAAGCAGGCGGAGGCGAGCCACCGGCAAGACAGCGCCAACCUGCUCAUCUUUAUCUUGCUCCUCACCCUCACAAUCCUCACCAUAUGGCUCUUCAAGCACCGAAGGGCCCGUUUCCUUCACGAGACUGGCCUGGCCAUGAUCUACGGACUUUUGGUGGGCUUGGUGCUUCGCUAUGGUGUUCACGUUCCCAGUGAUGUUAAUAAUGUGACAUUAAGCUGUCAAAUGCAGACUAGUCCGGCUACCUUAUUAGUGAAUGUUAGUGGGAAAUUUUAUGAAUAUACACUGAAAGGAGAGAUCAGUUCACAUGAACUCAAUAAUGUUCAAGAUAAUGAAAUGCUUAGGAAGGUAACUUUUGAUCCCGAAGUAUUUUUCAAUAUAUUACUUCCUCCAAUUAUAUUUUAUGCAGGAUACAGUCUGAAACGGAGACACUUCUUCCGAAACCUUGGAUCGAUCCUAGCAUAUGCUUUUCUUGGGACAGCCAUUUCUUGUUUCGUGAUAGGGUCAAUUAUGUAUGGCUGUGUAACCCUGAUGAAAGUAACAGGACAGCUUGGUGGCGACUUUUACUUCACUGACUGCUUGUUAUUUGGUGCCAUCGUGUCAGCAACUGAUCCAGUGACUGUUCUUGCCAUAUUCCAUGAACUUCAAGUUGAUGUUGAACUCUAUGCGCUUCUCUUCGGGGAGAGUGUCCUUAACGAUGCUGUUGCUAUAGUGCUGUCUUCUUCCAUCGUGGCAUACCAGCCAGCUGGAGACAAUAGCCACACAUUUGACGUGACAGCCAUGUUUAAGUCUAUUGGAAUCUUCCUGGGGAUAUUCAGUGGUUCUUUUGCCAUGGGAGCUGCCACUGGAGUGGUCACAGCUUUAGUGACGAAGUUCACAAAACUCCGAGAGUUUCACUUGCUGGAAACGGGCCUGUUCUUCUUGAUGUCCUGGAGUACUUUCCUUCUGGCCGAAGCAUGGGGUUUCACUGGUGUAGUCGCUGUCUUGUUUUGUGGCAUCACACAAGCGCACUACACAUACAAUAACUUGUCUCCUGAUUCUCAGCAUAGAACAAAGCAGUUGUUUGAGCUUCUCAAUUUCUUGGCGGAAAAUUUUAUCUUCUCAUACAUGGGAUUGACACUCUUCACUUUCCAGAACCAUGUCUUUAACCCGACCUUCGUGGUGGGUGCUUUUCUUGCCAUUUUCUUGGGAAGAGCUGCCAAUAUUUAUCCCCUGUCCUUUUUACUCAAUUUGGGUAGAAGAAAUAAGAUUGGAUCCAAUUUCCAACAUAUGAUGAUGUUUGCUGGCCUUCGUGGCGCGAUGGCCUUUGCCUUGGCCAUUCGAGACACUGCCACCUAUGCCAGGCAGAUGAUGUUCAGCACGACCCUCCUGAUUGUGUUUUUUACCGUGUGGGUGUUUGGUGGGGGCACCACAGCCAUGUUGUCUUGUCUGAACAUCCGUGUUGGAGUUGAUUCAGAUCAGGACCAUCUGGGCUUCCCAGAGAGUGAAAGGAGGAACACCAAAGCCGAGAGCGCUUGGCUCUUCAGGAUGUGGUACAACUUUGACCAUAACUAUCUGAAGCCUCUCCUGACCCACAGCGGACCUCCUCUUACUUCGACACUCCCUAGUUUCUGUGGACCCCUGGCGAGAUGUCUGACGAGCCCCCAGGCUUAUGAAAAUCAGGAACAACUGAAAGAUGAUGAUUCUGACCUUAUCUUGAACGAUGGUGACAUUAGCUUGACAUAUGGUGAUUCUACUGUUAGCACUGACUCCAUGGCGGCCAGCGCUCCUAGGAGGCUUAUGGGAAAUACCUCUGAAGAUGUCCUGGAUCGAGAGCUGGCAUUUGGAGACCACGAACUUGUGAUUCGUGGGACCCGCCUGGUUCUUCCCAUGGAUGAUUCCGAGCCCCCAUUAAAUAUGUUAGAUACUACAAGGCAUGGGCCAGCUUAACUUGUCUGUUGCUCACUAACCUGACUGUAAAAUUUGCAUACGCAAUUGUGAAGAAAUGUGUACUACCUACCAAGUCCAAUGCAUGUAUCUGACCGUUUCAGCUGUAUGAAUUGUUUAUAUGGCAUAGCAAGAAUAUAUGUAUUUUGUACAGAGCAAAUUGUGAACAAGCAGUUCUUUGAUUUAAAAAAAAAAAUCCCCUGUUACCUGCACUUUGUGGAGUGGCGUUGUUUCCAGCCUCCUGCCUAGUGAUAGCGUGGGUCCUGCCACCUUUUUCAACUCAGUACAAAAAGAGGCCAGGUUCCUUAUUCUUCUAGUUACUUGACACUUUAUCAAAAUACCAAAUUAUCAGGGUGUAGUUUUAGUUUGAGUUGGGGGGGAGAGGGUGAUCUUUUUUCCCAGAGGAGUCCAAUGGCAGAGUCUAGUUGAGAUAUGGGAUUUCAGUGACA
Molecule: messenger RNA, 2411 nt
Organism: Gracilinanus agilis (Agile Gracile Mouse Opossum)
Lineage: Eukaryota; Metazoa; Chordata; Mammalia; Didelphimorphia; Didelphidae
Gene: SLC9A6
Product: solute carrier family 9 member A6
Exons: 16
Coding region: 16-1965 (649 amino acids)
Biological process (GO): sodium ion transport; regulation of pH; proton transmembrane transport
Cellular component (GO): recycling endosome; membrane
Molecular function (GO): sodium:proton antiporter activity
Source: RefSeq, a predicted model, not a curated record